Molecule: messenger RNA, 1584 nt
Organism: Haliotis rubra (blacklip abalone)
Lineage: Eukaryota; Metazoa; Mollusca; Gastropoda; Lepetellida; Haliotidae
Exons: 8
Coding region: 61-1221 (386 amino acids)
Biological process (GO): proteolysis
Molecular function (GO): metalloexopeptidase activity
Source: RefSeq, a predicted model, not a curated record
GUAGUAGUACACAGCGAACCUCGUACACAGCGUGUGUCAAAGGUCACAGUCUGAAGCAGGAUGCACCGUUCACAGGCACUGUGGCUUUGUUUUACAGUCACUCUCGCCGUCCCGAUAGUGGCUGGUGACGCCACAUUUGUUCGGACAACUCUUCAAGAACAUUUUUCAGAGGCCAGGCAUCACGUGACCAAUCCAGAUUAUAAACUCAAAACCAAAGAGUUUAUUUCAACGGAAUUCAGGAAUUAUGGCCUAGAAAUGCACGAGCAUUCCUUUACAGGUGAAAACCAGGUGGCUGCUGUCAAUGUUAUCGGCAUUCUGAGGGGUGCGAUGUUCAACACCAGUGAUGACAGGGUGUUCGGUAUCGCGGCUCACUACGACACAAUGAGAAACACAUCAGGUGUCGAUGACAACGGAAGUUCAAUGGCGGCAUUGCUAAGUGCUGCUAAAGCUUUGUCGACAAGUCAAAGGAACUAUACCCUCAUGUUUGUCGCGUUUGACCUGGAGGAAUGGGAAGUUGAUGCUGACAAGGCAUGUACCUUUAUUGGAUGCGGAAGUGAUGCCUUCAUACGAGACUGGAUCCCUACCUACUGGAACACAACCCCCGACUUUGCCGGCUUCAUCGUUAUGGACACUAUCAUGAACUUCAACGAGACCGUGGAGUCUCAGAUACUCCCUGGACCUCUUGUAACGCUGUUUCCUGAAGCCAUCGAGAGCAUCAAUUCUGACGACCGUCAGGGGGACUUUCUGGCUUGCAUCACACGCGCCUACGAUGCUUCCUUGGCUCGGGUAUUCCAAGAGGCAUUCAACCAGUCUGGCGAUGCCAAGUUUGAACUGGAGGUUUUGGACAUUAAAACUUUAACGGGGCAGACACUCUCGGCUGUGGAAGCCUCUUUUUACGGGGAUGCUCUCCGUAGUGACCAUGCGCAGUUUUGGAAAAAGGGAAUAAAGGCAAUUUUUCUGACAGAUACGGCGAGCUACCGAGGAUAUAUGCAGACAUGCUACCAUCAACAAUGUGACGAUAUGAGUCGUGUUACCAACGGCAUGAUUUUGUCAGUUGUCAAGACAGCUCGUGCACUCGUAGCAACCGGAAACAAGAUGGCGCCUGCACUUCCUGUCACUUCCACAACUGCAUCUCCUGGACCAACAGGAUCCGGCGAACGCUUGGGGAUUUCCAAUAUUCUGGGGCUUGUUCUGAUGCUCUCAGUAUUGAUCAACGUGUAGGAACAUCAACUGAUCUUCAUUACGUUAUGAUGCAACAAGGGCAACCCCACCGCCCCCAAAAGCUUAGAUCGGCGCUCAUGAUAUCGCUGGGCUGUCUGGUCCAUUUCUAUUAUUUACACCCGCUGUCAUUGCGGCGUUAAACAACAAUCAACCAAUGUUGACAGAUAGAUCCUGUCCCUUUGAUUAAUUGACACCAUUGAGGGUUCGAAUCCCCGAUUCUAUCUGAUUAUGAUCCUUAUUUAGUUUUUUGUCUUUUUAACAUUGUUUUAGCUUUCAUAAAACUGUAACUGGAAGGCAGCUAUGUUUAUCGUAAUCGUAAAAUUUCCAUUGAACGACUGCAUAAAAUAAAAAGCUUCACAGAAA